Messenger RNA from Mizuhopecten yessoensis (Yesso scallop), 568 nucleotides. RefSeq lists its product as uncharacterized. The transcript is spliced from 5 exons. NCBI's taxonomy places the organism in Eukaryota, Metazoa, Mollusca, Bivalvia, Pectinida, Pectinidae. The record is from RefSeq and is a predicted model, not a curated record. The annotation marks the transcript as partial.
UGUUCCCGAACGUGUGGGCGUGGCACUCAGACUCGUGACGUCAGCUGUUACGCGUCCGAGCAGUCUAAUACUGUGGUGGAUGUGACACGCUGUCCCGGACAGGAAAAGCCGAUUGGUUUCAAACACUGCUUGCUUGAACCUUGUAAUACCAACGUGGUUGGAAGUAGCUGUCGAAACAAGGUGGACUGUACUCAGUAUGCUGACAACAUCUGUGAGGCGUCGGAAUACCGGUCCUGGGUCAGCAUUAACUGUAUGGAGUUCUGUGGCAUCUGUGCCAAGAACCUCACAGUUUUCCUGUGCAAAGAUAAUAUAACUAACUGUGAUACGUACGAAAGGGGGUUCUGUCAGAAGUACACGGCCUGGGCUGAGUCUAACUGUCAGCGAACGUGCGGCUUCUGUGAAGUAGAUGGCAUUGAUCACAGCGGUUCAACAGAUGUUAGCACCACCACCGAGCCAUGCGUUGACAAAAUUUACUGCGCUGUUUACCAGAGAGAUACAUGUACCAACAAAGCCUACCGAGGGUGGGCAAAGGCACAUUGUCGCCAAUUCUGUGGUUUCUGUGGGACUG